GAAAUUUUUAAAAUCCAUAGCGGAAGUUUUUGCAAUAUCAUUAAAGCAAUGAGUAUUCAUAUGCUAAAAUCGCCUUUAAGGGCUAUUCUUUUCAAUAAAACGGUUCUUCAAAAUUCAAAUUUAAUCUAUAAAAAUGAAUUAUUUUCAUCUAUAUACCUUUUUGGUCAUGCAAGAAAUUAUGCCAAUGAAUCUGUCAAAGGAGUUGUUAUAGGUAUUGACCUGGGAACUACUAAUUCAUGUGUUGCCACAAUGGAGGGCAAAACACCAAAAGUUUUAGAAAAUGCUGAGGGGUCCAGGACAACUCCAUCUGUUGUAGCAUUUACAAAGGAUGGUGAAAGACUGGUUGGCAUGCCAGCUAAGAGACAAUCUGUAACUAAUUCUAAAAAUACGUUUUCUGCUACUAAAAGAUUAAUUGGUAGAAAAUUUGCAGAUCCCGAAGUUCAGAAAGAUAUAAAAACAGUUUCAUAUAAAAUUGUCAAAGCAUCAAACAGUGAUGCAUGGGUAGAAGGAAAUGGUAAAAUGUAUUCUCCUAGUCAGAUAGGGGCCUUUAUACUUAUGAAAAUGAAGGAAACUGCAGAGAAUUAUAUUGGUCACUCAGUUAAAAAUGCAGUCAUAACUGUACCCGCAUAUUUCAAUGACUCCCAAAGACAAGCAACCAAAGAUGCCGGGCAGAUAGCUGGUCUCAAUGUGCUGCGGGUUAUUAAUGAACCCACAGCAGCCGCUUUAGCUUAUGGACUUGAAAAAUCAGAAGAUAAAAUCAUAGCCGUAUACGAUUUGGGAGGAGGCACCUUCGAUAUAUCUAUCCUGGAGAUACAGAAGGGGGUUUUCGAGGUUAAAUCGACUAACGGAGAUACGUUUCUAGGGGGCGAAGAUUUCGACAAUGCGCUCCUGAAUUACUUGGUUCUUGAGUUCAAGAAAGAGCAAGGCAUAGACUUGCACAAGGAUAACAUGGCCAUUCAACGACUCAAGGAGGCUGCCGAGAAAGCUAAAUGCGAGCUAUCUUCCUCUGUUCAAACCGAAAUAAACCUGCCUUACCUGACCAUGGAUUCGGGCGGUCCCAAACACAUGAACAUGAAAUUGACCCGAACCCAACUGGAAAAGGUCGUGGCCGAUCUGAUCAAGAGAACCAUCGGUCCUUGCGAGAAAGCCCUCAAGGACGCCAACGUCAGCAAAAGCGACAUUGGGGAAGUUCUACUGGUGGGUGGGAUGACGAGAAUGCCCAAGGUUCAACAGACGGUUCUAGAAAUAUUCGGACGGCAGCCCAGCAAAUCAGUUAACCCCGACGAGGCCGUAGCUCUCGGUGCCGCCAUUCAGGGGGGAGUUCUAUCAGGUUCCGUGACGGACGUUUUGUUAUUAGACGUGACACCUCUCUCUCUCGGGAUAGAAACACUCGGUGGGGUGUUUACCAAGUUGAUCAAUCGUAACACCACGAUACCCACCAAAAAAUCUCAAGUAUUUUCGACAGCCGCAGAUGGCCAAACGCAAGUCGAAAUCAAGGUUCAUCAAGGGGAAAGAGAGAUGGCUGGCGACAAUAAAUUGCUCGGACAAUUUCAAUUGGUCGGCUUACCUCCCGCCCCCAGAGGCGUGCCCCAAGUAGAAGUCACUUUUGACAUAGACGCCAACGGCAUCGUUCACGUAUCGGCCAGGGACAAAGGGACCGGAAAAGAACAACAAAUCGUCAUUCAAUCUAGCGGAGGUCUAAGCAAAGACGAAAUUGAAAACAUGGUCAAGAACGCCGAAAAAUUCGCCGUCGAGGACAAAAAGAAAAAAGAUACCGUCGAGGCUGUCAAUAUAGCCGAGGGCAUCAUUCACGACACCGAAAGUAAGAUGGACGAAUUCAAGGAGCAAUUGCCCCAAGACGAAUGCAAGAAAUUGCAAGAUUUGAUUGCUCAAGUCAGGACGAAGUUGGCGGAGAAGGAUAAGGAAACGGCGGAAUCAAUCAAAUCAUCUACCAACGCCCUGCAACAAGCGUCCCUCAAGCUCUUCGAAAUGGCUUACAAAAAGAUGGCUCAAGAGAAAGAAAGCAAACAAUCCCCUCCCUCGGAUAGUUCGAGCGGCACAAGUGGCAGCGAUUCCGGGACCGAAUCGCAACAGGAAGGGAAGAAAGAGGAAAAACAAUGAUCACUUAAAAAAAACAUUUGAACCAUUUACACCUUACGAAAUGAUUGAAUAAUACUCCUUUCAAUUUUCCUUUUCCCAAACAUCAUUUUUUAUUUAACAAAUUUAUAGUCAUUUUUUGUUUUUUUUUGCUUUCGAAGACUUUUUGAAAGCAAGAUAAAGUUAAAAUUGAUUGCAAAUAAAAAUUAGAUUAAUUUUUUU
Messenger RNA from Gordionus sp. m RMFG-2023, 2319 nucleotides. Its product is annotated as stress-70 protein, mitochondrial-like. The transcript is spliced from 18 exons. Bases 49 to 2121 code for a protein of 690 amino acids. NCBI's taxonomy places the organism in Eukaryota, Metazoa, Nematomorpha, Gordioida, Chordodea, Parachordodidae. The record is from RefSeq and is a predicted model, not a curated record. Gene Ontology annotation, biological process: protein folding. Gene Ontology annotation, molecular function: ATP-dependent protein folding chaperone; ATP binding. Gene Ontology annotation, cellular component: mitochondrion; cytoplasm.